CUUACGCCAUCGACGCGACGCGUUCCUGCCAGAACACACCGAGAGAACGCGUCGCAACGCAGGUCCAUGGCCGCCUACUCGCUCGUGAGCCACCUCCUAGGAUUGAAGGACCGGCACAACGGUAAUAUUUUACUGGACAACAAGGGCCACGUCAUCCACAUUGAUUUUGGCUUCCUCCUCGGCACGGCGCCCGGCGGCUCGUUCUCGCUGGAACGGGUCCCGUUCAAGCUCACGGCGGAGCACGUCGAGGCCAUGGGCGGCUGGCAGAGCGACGGGUUCGCGGACUUUGUGGUGUUGCUCUGCUGCGGCUUUUCGGCGCUGCAGAAGCAUUCGUCGAAAAUCCUCGCGCUCGUCGAGGUCAUGGCGCGCGACUCGCCGUUCCCCUGCUUCAAGACGGGGACCGCCGCCGUCGAGAAGAUGCGGAGUCGCUUGAAACUGCAUCUCACGACGAACGAGCAGGUCGCGGCGCACGUCGCGGAUCUCGUGAGGCAGUCGUACAACGCGUACGGCACGCGGCAGUACGACAGCUUCCAGUACCUGACGAACGGUAUCUAUAGCUGA
Messenger RNA from Pelagomonas calceolata, 561 nucleotides. The record is from the annotation of a GenBank genome assembly. Lineage: Eukaryota; Pelagophyceae; Pelagomonadales; Pelagomonadaceae.